Pan troglodytes (chimpanzee) is the source of this 6689-nucleotide messenger RNA. RefSeq names its product G protein nucleolar 3 like (gene GNL3L). Gene Ontology annotation, molecular function: GTP binding. Lineage: Eukaryota; Metazoa; Chordata; Mammalia; Primates; Hominidae. The coding region runs from base 249 to 1997 and encodes 582 amino acids. Gene Ontology annotation, cellular component: nucleolus. The record is from RefSeq and is a predicted model, not a curated record. The transcript has 16 exons.
AGUCGGAGCCUAGCUGCGCGAGAGUUUCUGCUCGCUCAACCGAGUUGUCGUGUUGCCCUCGCUUCUCAGAUCCCCGCCGGAAGUGUAAGUAAGAAACUUCUCUCCUCUUUUCUCACAAUGUGUGCUCACCUAGACGGCCGGGCAGUUAGGAUCGUCUAUUGGAUGUGAAACCAGAGAUGCCCGCCAACCUGGAAUAGAGAGGAAGAGAACAAGCAGAUUUGAACCUAUCUGCUUUCAAGCUGGUCAUCAUGAUGAAACUUAGACACAAAAAUAAAAAGCCAGGUGAAGUUUCCAAGGGCCACAAGAAGAUAAGUUGGCCCUACCCUCAGCCUGCAAAGCAAAAUGGGAAGAAAGCAACCUCCAAAGUGCCCUCUGCACCUCAUUUUGUUCACCCCAAUGAUCAUGCCAAUCGAGAGGCUGAAUUAAAGAAGAAGUGGGUUGAGGAGAUGAGGGAGAAGCAGCAAGCCGCCCGGGAGCAAGAAAGACAAAAACGCAGGACCAUCGAGAGCUACUGUCAGGAUGUCCUAAGACGCCAGGAGGAGUUUGAGCAUAAGGAGGAAGUUUUGCAGGAAUUAAAUAUGUUUCCUCAGCUGGAUGACGAGGCCACGAGGAAGGCUUAUUACAAGGAGUUCCGUAAGGUGGUGGAAUACUCUGAUGUGAUUCUGGAAGUCCUGGAUGCCAGAGACCCAUUAGGCUGCCGCUGCUUCCAAAUGGAGGAGGCUGUCCUGCGAGCACAAGGCAACAAGAAGCUGGUCCUGGUCUUGAACAAGAUUGACCUGGUCCCCAAGGAGGUUGUGGAGAAAUGGCUGGAUUACCUUCGGAAUGAGUUGCCAACUGUGGCUUUCAAGGCCAGUACCCAGCAUCAGGUCAAAAACCUGAAUCGUUGCAGUGUGCCAGUAGGUCAGGCCUCUGAGUCACUGCUGAAAAGCAAAGCCUGCUUUGGAGCUGAAAACCUCAUGAGGGUUCUGGGGAACUAUUGCCGCCUUGGUGAAGUGCGCACCCACAUUCGUGUGGGUGUUGUGGGUCUUCCCAAUGUUGGGAAGAGCAGCCUGAUCAAUAGCCUGAAGCGCAGCCGCGCAUGCAGCGUGGGAGCUGUUCCUGGAAUUACCAAAUUCAUGCAGGAGGUCUACCUGGACAAGUUCAUCCGGCUCUUGGAUGCUCCAGGCAUUGUCCCAGGGCCCAACUCAGAGGUGGGCACCAUCCUGCGUAACUGCGUCCACGUGCAGAAGCUGGCAGACCCUGUGACCCCAGUGGAGACCAUCCUGCAGCGCUGCAACCUGGAGGAGAUUUCCAACUAUUAUGGCGUUUCUGGGUUCCAGACCACUGAGCACUUUCUGACGGCGGUGGCCCACCGUUUGGGGAAGAAGAAGAAGGGAGGCUUAUAUAGUCAGGAACAGGCGGCCAAAGCUGUCCUAGCUGACUGGGUGAGCGGGAAGAUCAGCUUCUAUAUACCACCACCAGCCACUCACACUCUGCCCACCCAUCUCAGUGCUGAGAUCGUUAAGGAAAUGACCGAGGUCUUUGACAUCGAGGAUACUGAGCAGGCCAAUGAAGACACCAUGGAAUGCUUGGCCACCGGAGAAUCUGAUGAGCUGUUGGGUGACACGGACCCACUUGAAAUGGAGAUCAAGUUGCUCCAUUCUCCGAUGACGAAAAUAGCAGAUGCCAUUGAAAAUAAAACCACCGUGUAUAAGAUUGGAGAUCUCACUGGGUAUUGCACCAAUCCGAACCGUCAUCAGAUGGGGUGGGCUAAACGCAAUGUGGACCACCGCCCUAAGAGCAACAGUAUGGUGGAUGUCUGCUCAGUGGACCGCCGCUCAGUGCUGCAGAGGAUCAUGGAGACGGACCCCCUGCAACAGGGCCAGGCUCUGGCAUCUGCCCUGAAAAAUAAGAAGAAGAUGCAGAAACGUGCAGAUAAAAUCGCCAGCAAGCUGUCUGAUUCCAUGAUGUCUGCUCUCGACCUCUCUGGCAAUGCUGAUGAUGGUGUUGGUGACUAAUCGACUGAUCUCACUUCCCUUCCGCUCCAAGCACCAGUUCCGGUGGUACGGGGGAAUACCAGUGAAAUAGUUUGGUUCUCCCUGAAGCAUCUGCAUAUUGAAAGAACGCUUUCCCCACUGUGUGUCUUCUCCCCCUCCUCCAGUAAAAACAGUCCCGGCUAGGUGCUGUGGCUCACGUCUGUAAUCCCAGCACUUUGGGAGGCCGAGGUGGGCAGAUCACCUGAGGUCAGGAGUUCGAGACCAGCCUGGCCAACAUGGUGAAACCCCGUCUCUACUAAAAAUACAAAAAAAUUUAGCCGUGCUUAGUGGCAGGUGCCUAUAAUCCCAGCUACUUGGGAGGCUGAGGCAGGAGAAUCGCCUGAACCUGGGAGACUAAGGCAGGAGAAUCGCCUGAACCUGGGAGGCAGAGGUUGCAGUGAGCCCAGACGGCACCAUUGCACUCUAGCCUGGGCAACAACACGAAACUCCGUCCCAAAAAAAAAAAAAAAAAAAAAAUCCCAAGGGGCUGCAGCUGCCAAACCCAAUACCCUCUAUUUAACCCCUACUCUGUUUUACAAGAGAAAUAAAAGAAGUAUCAGCAGAGCUCAGGUGCUAACACCUGUUGAGGACUGACCUACAAAACUCUGCCUACAAAACUCUCUUAGACAGGUGAAUAUGCCACUAGAAGUUAGGUUGCUGGUAGACCUGGGGGUCCCUCCGGGAGGGUGAUGGUUUCUUUACCACCCCACAGGAGAUUUCAGUGGCAAGGCAUGCCUGCAGUGGGCUUUGGGCCAUGCAUCUUCCAAGUCCAUAGGUCUUCACCUGGGUGGCAGUGAGAAAAAGUAGAAAGUAAUGAGCCUCCUGUGUCUCUGGAAGGUUCUAGGGAUAGGGUAGAGGGAAGAAGAGAACAAACAAGCCUGGCUUGUGCUGAAGUAUGGUAGGCACUACCCUGUUUGCGUGAAGAGAAAACAAAGCACCUGUUAGUAGGGCGGCUUUAGGGGGAAGCCCCGUCUUGGGGGCAUUUCUGGGCAGAUUGUGAAUUGGAGGAAUCUCUUUAACUGAAGUACUCUGGCUGGACCCUGCCCUUGUGUGACCAUGUCUCCUAUUGCACCAGCAUUUGAAUUCCAUGGCUCAAGAGGGUUCUGGUACCAUUUAUUCACAGACUGUAUCCUCGAGAGAGCUGCUAUGUAUGGGAGUGUACCAGCCAACUCCUUUUCCAGUGUCUGUAAGUCACCUCAUUAAAGUAUAAUUAGCUGUCUCCUCUGGGAGAUCCUACCCCAUCAGACAAGGGCAGUGAGCCCAAGCAGUGCCAGAGGCCCUCAGAAAGGGAUUAGGGUAGAUGAUUGCAACUGAAACACAGUCUUCUUUCUUUGCCAGGGUAUUUUGGGGGUUUUGCCCCAAAAUAUACCCUGGGCAUAGCAUUACUGCAGUCUUGGAUGUCUACCCCAAACUUCCACACCAUCCUUCGACCCACAGCUGCACCUUUAUUUAUUUAUUUUGCUCUGUUGCCCAGGCUGGAGUGUGAUGGCAUGAUCUCGGCUCACUGCAACCUCUGCCUCCCGGGUUCAAGUGAUCCUCCUGCCUUAGCCUCCCAAGUAGCUGGGAUUACAGGCACCUGCCACCACGCCUGGCUAGUUUUUGUAUUUUUAGUAGAGACGAUGUUUCACCAUGUUGACCAGGCUGGUCUCGAACUCUUGACCUCAAGUGAUCCACUCGCUUCGGCCUCCCAAAGUGCUGGGAUUAUAGGUGUGAGCCACUGUGCCCAGCCCCACAGCUGCAUCUUAACCUUGCCUUUGCCUCUGCCUCUCAAGCUGGUACCUCCUAAUUUACAUCCUAAGAGUGGAACCAUGUGACAAGGACUGGAGUGCCAUUGGCUGUGGACUGUUCAGGCAGGGAAGUACAAGACCACUCUUGUAUUCAGGGGCAACCAAAGGAGAGAAUUACGUACUUGUUAAGUACAAACUGCACCAAGCCCUGGAGACCCAUUACCACCUUUAACCCUCAAUACAGCUCUGCUAGUAAGGGAUUCGUCUCCCCAAAUGAAAAAAAAAAGUAAUCUCAGAAUGUUGGCCGAGCAUGGUGGCUCACACCUGUAAUCCCAGUUAUGCAGGAGGCUGAGGCAGGAGAAUCACUUGAUCUCAGGAGGCGAAGGUUGCAGUGAGUCGACAUCACACCACUGCACUCCAGCCUGGGGGACAGAGUGAGACUUCGUCUCGGAAAAAAAAAAAAAAAGUUGACAGGAUGGCCAGACCCAAGUGGGCGUAUUAAGUGGUGGUGCUAGGAUUGGAACCCAAGCGUGAUUAAAACCCUAUGCAGGCCCUUUCCUCUAUAUUGUACUGCCUCCUUAACAAAGGAAGAUUGAUUAAGCCCCUACUUUGUGCCAGUCUCUGUUAUCAAGUCCGUUAAAUGCAUUUAACGUUAAAUUUUUUCUUUUUUGGUUUAAAAAACUCUAGUUUCUUAAACUACUAGUUUUUAGUGUCUUGCUAAAACUACACUCUGUGCUCUUGAAUAGGCUACAACUUAUUUCACACUAUCUCAUUGAACUCUCCUGGUAUGUGAUAGUGUUAUAAUAAAAAAUUGCAUACCAGGACAGCUAAGUCUAUUUUGCAACCAUACAGCGUUUCAUAAUUUAGCAUUUAAAAUACAGACAGUCCCCGACUUUUGGUGGUUUGAUGUGGGAUUUUUGGUGGAAAAGCAGUAUACAUUCAGAAUGCACCUCUACUUAUGAUGGGGCUACUUCCUGGUAAACCCAUUGUAACGUGCAAAUUACGGGUUUAUCAGGAGGUGACCCCAUCGGUAAUGGAGAAGUGCUGGGAGGUAAAUAUUAGAAAUGGAAGUAUCUAAAUGAGUAAGAAACAGCAUGGGAGCAUAAUUUGGCCAAAAUCAAACAGAACUAAAGUAGUCAUGUUGGUAAGAAUUUGGGACUGCAGGCCAGUUACGAUAGCUCUUACCUGUAAUCCCUGCAUUUUGGGAGGCCAAGGCAGGCGGAUCACUUGAGGUCAGGAGUUCAAGACCAGCCUAAACAAUAUGGCGAAACCUCAUCUCUACCAAAAAAAUACAAAGAUUAGCUGGGCAUGGUGUCUCAUGCCUGUAGUCCCAGCUACCUAUGGGGCUGAGGCAGGAGGAUCUCUUGAGCCCAGGAGGUCGAUGCUGCAUUGAGCCGAGAUUGUGCCACUGCACUCCAGCGUGGGCAACAGAGUGAGACUGUCUCAGGGGGGAAAAAAAAGAGGAAAACAAAAAAGACGUUGGGAGUGCAGUUUCUCUACCUACAGCAUAUCUCAAAGGUUUUUUUUAAAAAAGUAUUUUCUUAACUUUUUACCUUCAUUUUUCAAAACAAUUAGGGUACAAUUUACAUAUAGUAAAGUUCACUCUUUAUAGUUUUAGUUAUGUGAGUUUGUACAAACAUAUACAGGAGUGAACCACUACCACAAUCGAAAUAUAGUUGCAUCACCCCCCUAAAACUCUCCAGGCCCUUUUGUAGUCAACUCCUACCCCCAACCCUCAGAUUCUGCUAACUACUGAUUUGUUUUCUGCCCCUAUAGUUUUGCUUUAGUAUGACUGUCAUAUCGAUAGAAUCAUACAAUGAGUAGGCUUAUUUUAUGCCUUCAGGUUUUAAAAAUUAUAAACAUUUACAUUACAGUAAAAUUCACUCUGGUAUACAGUUCUAUAAAGCUCUGAUAAAUGUGUAGAGUUGUGUAACCACCAAUGCAACCAAGGUACAGAACAGUCCUCUUAGCCUCUCCCUACCAAAUUUAUUCCUGCUACUUUGUAGUCAAAACCAGUCCCCUACACCCAAACCCUGGCAGUCACUGGUUUUUUUCUUCGUUCUCUUUUUUUUUUUUUUUUUUUUUGAGACAGAGUCUAGCUCUGUUGUCCAGGCUGGAGUGGUGCAGUGGCGUGAUCUCGGUUCACUGCAACCUCCGCCUCCAGGGUUCAAGCGGUUCUCCUGCCUCAGCCUCCCGAGUAGCUGGGAUUAUGGGCGCCCGCCACCACGCCCAGCUAAUUUUUGUAUUUUUAGUAGAGAUGGGGUUUCACUGUUUUGGCCAGGCUGGUCUCGAACUCCUGACCUCAUGAUCCUCGUGCCUCAGCCUCCCAAAGUGCUGGGAUUGCAAGAGUGAGCCACUGCGCCUGGCCUUUUUCUUUGUUCUUAUAUUUUUGUCUUUUUUUUUUUUUUUUUUUGAGACAGAGUCUCACUCUUUCACUGAGGCUGGAGUGCAGUGGCGUGAUCUUGGCUCACUGCAACCUCCACCUCCUGGGUUCAAGCGAUUCUCCUGCCUUAGCCUCCCGAGUAACAGGGACUACAGGUGCCCACCACCAUGCUGGGCUAAUUUUUGUAUUUUUAGUAGAGGCGGGGGUUUCACCACACUGACCAGGCUGGUCUUGAACUUCUGACCUCAAAAGAUCCACCCACCUCAGCCUCCCAAAGUGCUGGGAUUAUAGGCAUGAACCACCGUGUCCGGCCAUAUAUUUUCGUCUUUUGAAGAAUGUUAUAUACGUGAAAUUAUAUGGUAUGUAGCAUUUUGAGAGCGACUUCUUUUGCUAUGAGUAAUACAUUUGAGAUUCAUCCAUAUUUUUCAGUAUAUUAAUAGUUCUUAUUUCUGAGUCACUCCAUUGUGUGGAUUUACUACUGUUUGUUCCCCAGUUGAAGGAUGUUUAGGAUCUUUGCAGUUUUGGACGAUUACAAGUAAAGCUGCUAUAAACAUUUGUAUGCAA